AUCAUAUAUUUGAAAAAGUAAAUCCUGAGAUGGAAAAGCUGGGAUAUGAGUGCAAGUGCCUUGGAGGAGGGAAAAUUGAUCAUAAUAGCAAAGACAAGAAACUUAGGGUAUUUGGGCUCUCAACAGGCUAUGGAAAAGCAGAUCAUUCAGUGACUGUGGAGAUACUGAAAAAAGCGUAUCCAGAUUAUGAAAUUACAUGGUCAGAUGACAAGAAAUAA
Molecule: messenger RNA, 218 nt
Organism: Nestor notabilis (Kea)
Lineage: Eukaryota; Metazoa; Chordata; Aves; Psittaciformes; Psittacidae
Gene: PHPT1
Product: phosphohistidine phosphatase 1
Exons: 2
Biological process (GO): peptidyl-histidine dephosphorylation
Cellular component (GO): cytosol
Molecular function (GO): protein histidine phosphatase activity
Source: RefSeq, a predicted model, not a curated record